GGCGGGGCGUCGGGCCGGAAGCCAGGCUGGGCCACGUCUUCAGGGUCUGAGUGAGCUGGUUUGGUGCGCACUGCGCGGUGGCUGUUUGGAUGUGGAGGUCGCGUUCCUGCUCCGGAACUAGACAUGGAUCUGGAGGCUGUUUCUAAGCGCUCAGCAUUCCAUGCCAAGCCCCAGGGGCUCAUUCUCCAGUAUGGGACUGCUGGGUUUCGGACAAAUGCCCAACAUCUCGAUCAUAUCAUGUUUCGAAUGGGAUUGCUAGCUGUCCUGAGGUCAAAGCAGACAAGAUCCACCAUUGGAGUCAUGGUUACAGCCUCACACAAUCCCGAGGAAGACAAUGGUGUGAAGCUGAUUGAUCCUUUGGGGGAAAUGUUGGCCCCUUCCUGGGAGGAGCACGCCACCUGUCUAGCCAGUGCUGAGGAGCAGGAUAUGCCUGGAGUGCUCACUGCCAUCAUGGAGAAAGAGGCCGUGGAUCCACAGCAGGCAGCCUUUGUGGUGAUUGGUAGAGACACCAGGCCCAGUAGUGAGAAACUUUCACAGUCUGUAAUAGAUGGUGUGACUGUUUUAGGAGGUCAAUUUCAUGAUUAUGGCCUGUUGACCACACCUCAGCUGCACUACAUGGUGUAUUGUCGGAAUUCUGGGGGCCGGUACGGAAAGGCAACCAUAGAAGGCUACUGCCAGAAACUCUCCAAGGCUUUUGUAGAACUUACCAAACAGGCUUCCUGCAGUGGAGAUGAAAACAGAUCAGUUAAAGUCGACUGUGCAAAUGGCAUAGGAGCCUUGAAGCUGAAGGAAAUGAAACACUAUUUCUCCCAGGGACUGUCGGUUCAACUGUUUAAUGAUGGCACUGACGGGAGGCUCAAUCACCUGUGCGGUGCUGACUUUGUGAAAAGUCAUCAGAAACCCCCACAGGGGAUAGAAAUGAAGUCUGACGAAAGAUGCUGCUCCUUUGAUGGGGAUGCAGACAGGAUUGUGUAUUACUACAGUGAUGCAGACGGUCACUUUCAUCUCAUAGAUGGAGAUAAGAUAGCCACAUUAAUUAGCAGUUUCCUUAAAGAGCUCCUGUUGGAGAUUGGAGAAAGUCUGAAUAUUGGUGUCGUACAGACUGCAUAUGCUAAUGGAAGUUCCACAAGAUACCUUGAAGACGUUAUGAAGGUACCUGUUUAUUGCACCAAAACUGGUGUCAAACAUUUGCAUCACAAGGCUCAAGAGUUUGACAUUGGAGUUUAUUUUGAAGCAAAUGGGCAUGGCACAGCACUAUUCAGUGAAGCAGUUGAAGUGAAGAUAAAAAGACUAGCACAAGAACUAGAAGACGAGAAAGGAAAAGCUGCCAAGAUGCUUGCAAGCAUCAUUGACUUGUUCAACCAGGCGGCUGGAGAUGCUAUUUCUGAUAUGCUGGUGAUUGAGGCCAUCCUGGCUCUGAAGGGACUGACUGUGCAGCAGUGGGAUGCUAUUUAUGUUGAUCUUCCUAACAGACAACUCAAAGUUAAGGUUGCAGACAGGAGAGUUAUUAGCACCACUGAUGCUGAAAGACAAGCACUCACUCCACCAGGACUCCAAGAAGCAAUCAAUGACCUGGUGAAGAAGUAUAAGCUUGCCCGAGCUUUUGUCCGACCCUCUGGUACUGAAGACAUUGUCCGAGUAUAUGCAGAAGCAGACUCACAAGAAAGUGCAGAUAGGCUUGCAUAUGAAGUGAGUUUGGUGGUGUUUCAGCUGGCUGGAGGCAUUGGAGAAAAGCCACCACCAUCUUUCUGAAGAUAACUUUGAUAUUCUUGAAAAAUGGAUUUCUAAAAUGUUUUUUAUAAAACUAUUGACAAUACUGGCAGAACUAAGGUAUUUGUAAUCAUAACAUUACAAAUGCACUCUAAUGGAUUUAGAUCUGUAUUUUUAAAACACUACCAGAAAAAACUGUUUAGAAGCUGGUAAAUCUUAGACUUGGUAAUGAUGCUCGCCUCUGAUUUUAAUCUGUGUUAAGUUUUAAUGGUUUGAGUGUAAUUAAUUUUACAGUGUAUGCAGGGUGUUGGGAAAUUAAAUUUUAUUACUAACUUCUUGCAA
Cricetulus griseus (Chinese hamster) is the source of this 2052-nucleotide messenger RNA. The record is from RefSeq and is a predicted model, not a curated record. Lineage: Eukaryota; Metazoa; Chordata; Mammalia; Rodentia; Cricetidae.